Bradysia coprophila is the source of this 1034-nucleotide messenger RNA. RefSeq names its product mitochondrial ribosome recycling factor 1 (gene mRRF1). NCBI's taxonomy places the organism in Eukaryota, Metazoa, Arthropoda, Insecta, Diptera, Sciaridae. Gene Ontology annotation, biological process: translation. The record is from RefSeq and is a predicted model, not a curated record. Gene Ontology annotation, cellular component: mitochondrion. Gene Ontology annotation, molecular function: ribosomal large subunit binding.
UUCAUAUGUGCACGCAGACACGACGGUCAAUGUCAUGGGUAUAACAAGAAGAAAAAUCGAAAGGAAAUAUUAUUCUGUCUCGCUGCUCACACAGAAAAUAAAACUUUAAGAACACGAAAAACAAACCAAAACAACGAUGAUUACGCUACGAUCGAUUGUGAGACUUCAACCACUAGCCAGCAACAUCGUUAAACAGUCCAUUUACAAGCAAUCUCCAACCUAUUUGAAUGCUGUGUGCUGUGCAAUAAGUGUUCGACAAUAUGCCAAAGGAAAAGAUAAACUGAAAGAACGUAGCCGUGACAAAGGAUAUAAAUUUGCUAAAGUUCAGUUUAACGAUGACCAGCUCCGUGAAUUCUUCAAUCUGGAUGGAUACACUGGACAGCUGGAAAAGUGCAUUGAUACGAUGCGAAACGAGUUCAUCAAAAAUUUAUCUCUGCGUUCGACAACCGGUUCCAUCGAAACGUUAAAGAUCAAAGUGGAUGGCAAGGAUCAUGAACUGCAGGAAUUGGCGCAAAUAAUCCGUAAGAAUCCGAAAACCAUUGUCAUCAAUAUGGUUGCAUUCCCGCAAACUAUACCGGCCGCACUGCAGGCGAUCCAGAAGAGUGGAAUGAACUUGAGUCCCCAACAGGACGGCACAACAAUUUUCAUACCGGUGCCGAAAAUAACGAAAGAACAUCGUGAAAAUCUGUCGAAAAAUGCAAAGACUUUGUUCAUCAAGUGCCGUGAUUCGAUUAAGGACGCUCAGAAUUCGGUGGUGAAAAAGUUGAAAAAUCAAAAGGACAUUUCCCAGGAUGACAAUUUCAGCAUUCAAGGUCAGGUGGUUAGCAUUGCCGAGAAAUACAUUGCAGAGGCCGAGGACAUGCUGGAAGUGAAACAAAAGGAAUUACAAGGAAAAGACUAACAUGGAAACCGGAGACACGCAGGGUGAACUGGGAAUAGAAAAUAUUGAAUUUGUUGGUUGUACGACAAAGUUUUACAUAAUAAAUUCUGUGAACUUGAUGAUGUCACGCAAUAAAAUUUACUUUUGAACAUCA